CCCCAAUCAACUACCCUGGAUCCUCCGCACAUUAAUGCAAUCUGUGUAUCAAGCUCCUGCUUCCAGAUCAGAGCAGUAAUGAUCAAGUUGGGGUCACACCCUCUUGAUGGCGAUGAGCCGCAAUACUGGGUGGAUUUCGGAAGGGGAUAAAAGCGUGAGCUCCUGCACACAUGUAGAUAGUCGCGGUAUCUGGAAUGAGCCGCAGGACCCGUUUUGAGUCCCCAAAUACGAUUACGGAAUGCACUCCCACCGACCUCGACGAAGUUCGGGUUGGAGUGCUUGGACCUGGGACUCCGGUCAAAGAUGUCUCACACGGUCUCGAGAAAGUGGAAAAGGUGGCCAAAAAUGGGAAUUCAAGAAUGAAAAGGGACAGGUCUCCUCCAAAUAUGUCAAACCAAGCGACACUGUGACUUCCAACGAGGAGAACCAACCGAUUCAAGGCAAUGAAGAGGACGGCUCUGUGCGUGUUGACGACGCUGAUGACGGCGGAGAUGGUCUGAGCAGUGGGACGUUGACUCAAGAGAUGUCGAGUCUGAAUGUCCAAAGCGAUCCAUCGUCUAGUCUGUUGUCGUGGAAUUCAGGAGAUAGUAAAAGGCAAGAUUCAGUGACCGCUUUUGCUUAUUCUCCUCAGUCACCAGCACGCCAGAGCGCUGUAGACAGCUACACAGGUCCUUCAUACAAUGCCAAUCCACGUUCUCCGCAAGGGCAAUAUGAGCCACCUCGGUGGAAAGGUUCUAUGAGUAGUAGAAUCAAAACCAGAAAUCCUAAUACACGGUCUGAAGUAGACGACAAACAUUUUAAAGUGCAUGAGUCCAGAAAGUUCAAGUUCGGCAAGGUGUUUAGGAUCAUGUGGUCAGAACCAUUUGGCUCGAAUGGCACAGCCAUCACGUCUAGGGGCGCUUCAAGAAAUGCGACAUUGAAGUCCGGAGUUCAUGCUGAUGACCAUGCGGUCAUUUACACGGAUAGAGAUGCUGGUCCUGAGCCAUGUUUAUUGCCUGGCGAGAUUCUCAAGAAAAAGGCACUUCGCAUGGAGCCUGAAAACAGCUCCUUCAAGCUUGACACAACCUCCAGGGUCAAUUAUGCCAAAGUCUAUACUGUGGAACAUAAUGUUAAAGUUCAGUUCAUCGGGACUUUGUGUCGCAAUGCUCAAGCUCAGCUCAGUGCAGAUUACAAUGAUCAGCACCCUCUUAUCCAGGAAAUUGAGCCAGAGCCUGGGUAUGUGGUGCAUCGGCAUCCGAGGUCAAAUUAUACGCCAGGCCCUAUUCAGUACUACGAAGAUAUGAGGGGAGCACAAGACGAACUUUCUGAUGCACAAGCUAUUACCCCGAGCAGCGUCAAUCUUCCCAGAUAUGUUGCAGCCGCGGGUGUUGAAAUGCCCACAACUUAUGAAAAUACUCGGGAUGCCAAUAUGGAAAUGUAUCAAGACUCCACUUACACGAUUCAGCCACAAGAUUCGGCAGUAUAUGAUCUUAGCCAGGUACAAUUUACAGCGAGCCUCAGUACCAAUCCAAGGUCGGUUGAUGAGCUGCAUCGAACACCAAGGGUGGCAACGCCAGAUCAACACUACCCCAAUCAACAAUCUAAUUAUGACGAAAAUCAGCCACACUUCGAUUUUGACUUACAGAGAGGCACGCAGAUGCCCCACUGAGAUAUCUAUACUUCCGCGUGAUAUCACUCUAAUGACACGGAAGGAUACGACACAGAGCUUCUUUGGCCAGAAGCGAUUGAGUGCAUGGUCAUUACAGGUGCUAAGUCCUGUAUUUACGUUCGGCUCUGGUUCAUUGGUCCAGAGGUCUCAGUCUGCUCUCAACAUGAGUGAACAUGUUCACCAUCCAGCCUUGUGGUCUUUGAUGCUUCUAGCCCAACGAAUUUCCUUCGCUGCUUUUUCAUUGUUUUCGAUCUGGCAUACUACAGCCUCUAUUGCUUUCAUGCUCAACAUAAGUUAUUCCAUAUGAGUCAUACCAACGAUCAACAGUAAAGGGUAACAGGCCCAUGAUAAACGAGUCUCCUAUCAUAAACUCUGGCUUGUAUUUUGAGUUGCGAUACGCAUGCGUCUUUGGCUGGUUAUUUAUCUUGGACAACACUCAAUUGAUCUCAAUGGCUUGAAUCUUUGGGCAAAGGCACAUAUUGGGCUUUUCAAUACCAAUCAAAAGAAUCACGGAUACAUUGCCCGACCUGAAAUGAGAAAGCGUGCAGAGUUCUCUCACCGCCAGCGAUUUGUUUUUGAGCCUCCAACACUCGCCCAAUCAUGAAAAUUUUCUUCCAUUUGAGCUGUCUACUUGUCACUGUCUUUCAAGUUGGAGGUGCGCCGGGCCCAGGCAUUGGGCGUAUCACUCAGCUGGCCGCACCUGUCUGCCAGCUCAUCGUGCCGCUGAGGGACAUCAAUGCAUGAUAUGACAGCUCACAGGGCUGUAGAUACCCGCCUUUGACUCCCUGAACCAUGCACUUCUGCAUGAAAACAAUCCAGCAACCAUGCAAUGACAGAGAGCCUGCUGGGUAGUCUCUGGGCUUGCUAACACCCGGAGCGAGGGUCAAGUAUGAUCGUCAACCAAUGGAGUUCGGGCAUCAAAAUUGAGAGAACAUGGCUUUUGUGUCUGAAAUCUGUUUGGAUUUCACGACAAAUUUCCGAUACCAAUGAGAGAGGACGUUGAAAUAAAUUAGCGCUGUCGGUCCGGGCCUUAACUUAGUUCCCAUUGUGGGUCCGACUUAAGCGAGACUGCUCAGAGAACCGAAGUUAAGGCGAUGUGGGGAGGUUGCAUGUAAACAAAAACAUAAAUGUCCAAUAUCAUCAAAGCUUA
This is a messenger RNA of Cadophora gregata, 2798 nucleotides long. RefSeq lists its product as uncharacterized. The record is from RefSeq and is a predicted model, not a curated record. The coding region runs from base 239 to 1648 and encodes 469 amino acids. The transcript is spliced from 8 exons. Lineage: Eukaryota; Fungi; Ascomycota; Leotiomycetes; Helotiales; Ploettnerulaceae.